Paraglomus occultum is the source of this 1533-nucleotide messenger RNA. The record is from the annotation of a GenBank genome assembly. NCBI's taxonomy places the organism in Eukaryota, Fungi, Glomeromycota, Glomeromycetes, Paraglomerales, Paraglomeraceae.
AUGACUACAGUAGAAUUGACUCAUCACCUGUCAAGCGAAUUCAAGCGCUUGUACGAAGAACCAUUCAAUACAGAUGUUACUAUUCAAGUUGGAGAAGAAGGACACUCAAAAAAGUUCCACGCACACUGGUUGAUUUUGUGCGUACGUUCGUCAUAUUUCAAAAGAGAACUAUCUUAUGACAAAGAUGACAGCCAAGAAAACUCACCGAGAGACUGCUCCAUUCCCCAUGUUAUUGAACCCAUUAAGCCUGAGACAUUUGAAAAGUUACUUCGUUACAUAUAUACGGGAAUAUUUACUAUUGAGGACGACAUUAAUAGUAAUCUGGAGAUUGUUGAGGGCGCGAAAACGCUUGAACUGAAUCGCUUGAUGGAAACAAUGCAAAGCAAGCUGAUUAAGGAAAAGAAAGAGACCAUACACCAUCGAUUUGUGCGUGUGAGUCGUUUCGCAUCUCAACAUAAGGAAUUUGAAAUUCUUAACGAUUUUUGCAAGGAGACCAUUGAAAACUCUCCAGAGAUUAUAUUUGCUGCCGCAGAUUUCUCAGAUAUUGAUAAUGAAACUCUGGUUGAACUGUUAAAUCGAGAUAUUGAUUUACCUGAAGGUAAAAUAUGGGAACACGUUCUUCGUUGGGGCGUAGCCAAAAAACCUGGACUCGAAUUUGAUUCCUGGAACGAUUUAGAAUGGUCUCAUGCACAUGGAGAGUUUGUGAAGGAUAUACUUAAAGAUUGUAUUCCACUUGUAAGAUUUUUUCACAUGGAUAAUGACGAUUAUAUUGAAAAAGUCGUGCCACUUCUUCAUUUGCUCCCAUACCAGCUACGGGUAGAUAUAAUUCGUUACAAACAGACUUUUGGUGCAUAUAAACCUAAAUCAGAAAUAUUACCACCUAGAAAAAGAGUGUCAACUACAACAAGGAAGGAUGCUGGUACUACCUCAGACUCCUCUGCAAGAACUUCAUACCCGACUCGUGCAAUAGAUAGUGAAAGUGAAUCUUCAAAGCCUCAACCAGAAUCCAGAAGAUCACAGACGCCUUCAGGUAUUAAUACUGAAAGCCCACCACCACAUACACAGGCAAAAGUCCCUCAGAUACAGAAUGUAUCAUCAGCAAUUCUUAAUCGUGUACAGAUUCAUCGUGAUGGUUAUAAACCAAGUAUUUUCCAUAAUUUAUGUGAUAAUCAAGGGCCUACUAUUACAGUUAUUAGAACCAAAGAGAAUAACGAAAUAAUUGGAGGAUUUAACCCCACAAGCUGGAACAGAGCACUUAAGGAAUACACAAAUACAUCUAUUAGCUUUUUAUUUGCAGUGAAGUCAAGUGGCAAUGUUUUAAGUCUUUGUAAAAAACCUGCCAUGGCUGUUUGGAAUGGCCCAAAUUGUGGGCCAACUUUUGGUAAGGACUUAGCUCUUAGUGGUGGUUUUGUUGUUGCUGGCAAUUCUACAAUUCAGGAUUCAUAUGAUAAACCUAUUAGGAAUAGUAUGGGCAUGUUUUCUGUGAAGGAAAUUGAAGUCUUUCAAGUUGUUUAUGAUCAUGAUGUUGAAUAA